Molecule: messenger RNA, 2434 nt
Organism: Batrachochytrium dendrobatidis JAM81
Lineage: Eukaryota; Fungi; Chytridiomycota; Chytridiomycetes; Rhizophydiales
Exons: 11
Coding region: 58-2394 (778 amino acids)
Biological process (GO): regulation of transcription by RNA polymerase II
Source: RefSeq, a predicted model, not a curated record
AUUCAAGGCAGUUGGAAACACCCUUUUAUCAACAGUCGUUGCUACAAGUCAUCAACCAUGACUGGUAGUAACCAUUCUCAGUCUCCAGCAGACAACUCAGAUAUGUCCGCUGGCAAGACAAUGCGACAACGUGCAACUCAUAAACCCAAGGCCAGAGCAAGAGGUCGUCGUUUGGCAGUUCCAGACGAGCCCACUUCUGGCGACGAGGAUAUGGACCAGAGCCAAGAUCAGGAGUUGGGUCGUACUUCCGACUCUAAUGAUCGACUGGUCAGUGAUGGCCAAAAGAAGGAAGAAAAGGCCUCGUUGGAAAGUGGGGAUCUGGGUGCUGGUAAAACCAGGUCCAAGGCUAUUGGCAAGGUCGAUGAGGAUCAAGACAAGGAUGUGGACAUGGAUGAUGAUGAUGAUGAUGACGACGACGAUGAUGACGAUGAAGACGAUGACGAUGACGAAGAAGAGACUUUCUGUGCUAUUUGUGGAAGAGCAUAUAGUCCAAAGGCCAACUGCAUUGUUUUGUGCGACGGUGAAAACUGCGACGUUCCUGUUCAUCAAAAAUGCUAUGGCAUAGACGUUGUUCCACCGGGUGAUGAAAAGUGGUUCUGCCAUCGGUGUGCUGAUGGUGUUCUUGUGGCGGACACUAGCAUCAUUUGCUGCUCAGAUCUUGGCGGUGCUCUCAAGCGCACAAAGACUCUGAAUCAAUAUGUUCAUGUUGUUUGUGCCAAAUGGAAUGGAUCGAAUGGUGUUGAAAACGACGUCAUUGAUGUGGUGAAUUGGCCACUGAAUAGUCACACAUGCUAUAUUUGCAACGAAAGCCAUGGUCUCACACUACAAUGCACAUCUCCUUCAUGUGAAAAAUGGCUUCACGCAACGUGUGGUAUCAAGGAAGAUGUCUUGCAGCACCCAACACGCAACUUGACUAAAUUCACUGUGCUCUGCUUUGAUCACAAGAAUCAAAAGUCAUUGAAGAAUGCUCCUUCUAUUAAACGUCUAGCUCCACCCACAUCUACCAAAGUAAAAAGAGCUACAUUGAAGCGUCAACGAAAUUCUAGCGGAAAAGAUCUUAAAUGGGAGGCUGAUUCGGAUAUAGAUAUCAGUAUAGAAAUUGCAGAUGAUGAGGCUGAUGGCUCUGCAUCUGUUGUAUCCAGCUCAGCCAUGGCUGAAGACGAAGAUGAGCCUGUAAUGCAAACUGUUGGAAAGGACUCACCUUCUCGAUCUAUUCGAGUAGACACCCUAUCCAAAGGUAAAUUAAGGAAAUCAACUGUACAACCAACCAGCAGUACUAUUUUCCCCAAAAAUAGUUCGGCUGAUAAGUCAGCCACAGGAUAUCAUUCUUCUACAGGUGCUAUCCUUGCUCGAGUAUCCAAAAAAUCUGCACCUAUAUCACCUUCACAAGCCUCAUCAGAUGCUAGCACUGAUUCUAAAAAACCAAGUAUUGCCAUCAUACCUCGGAAAUCAACGGACUCUAUAUUAGCCACUGGAAAGUUUAAUAGCACACGCCCUCUACCUGCAAAUCAGGCUGUCAAAAUGUCUUCUGCUUACAAACCUUGGUUAAAAGAUUCUCAACGUCCAUUAGUAUCAUCAGUGGCAGGGCUUUUAAACUCUGUCAGUAAUGAUGAUGCAAAUUUUGAUGCUAAUUCUCGAUCCACCACAGCCCAAACUCCUCGUUCUAUCCAAGAAACGGCUUCACAAUCUGGAUCUGCUUGGUCGUGGUUAAUGGAUAAGCUUGCCACAAUUAAAACCACUGCUGCUGAAAUCGAGAAUAUGCCGGUUGAGAUUAAGCGCCUUUUUAGCAAGGAGGCGGUUGGUUCUGCUACAUCAACUACAAGUAAUUCUGCAUUGGCUCUUGAUACACUUUUGGAGAGUUCUUAUAAUGAUUUUUCCAAAAUUGCCGAGGAACGAAUAAACGAAAUCCGAGCACUCAAACAACAACUCUCAGUCGCCAACACAGAGAUUCAAAAACUUCAACAAGAAAGCAUUCGCAUGAGAACGUUUGCGCAGCCGACCUUGCAAGCAUCGCAGAUGACCGAAUCUUCAAAUCAAAAUUCAACUGGGGCUGCUGGAACAUCUACUUCAAAUAGCGUUAGCAACGUUAUCAUGCAAGCCCAGUAUCAGGCCAUGCAAGACAAUCUUGAGGUGAUAUUUAGUUUUUUGAAUCUUCCACAAAUGCCUAACCCAUCCAAAGGAGAUAUAGAUGGGUAUGUCAGUGCUUUGCGUGCGAUCGUGGAACGAGCCAAACGAAGUGCCAAUGUGAUAGAUACCGGUACCCCUAAUGCAGGCACAUUUCCCACUGGUUCACACAACACUAACCACAACAUCAAAAUGGAUUCUUCUGGGGAUUUUGAAACCAGUAACUCUAUGUAUGCACCAAAUAUGAAAAGGGUGGCUAACGAUAUGUGAUUCGGUUUUCAAUUAAACCGCUUGGUCAAAUUAACUUUUU